GGGCUGUGCUGCUAAACUUGGGGACCAGCUGACUCGCACCUCCCCGCUGGCUAGCCCUAUAGAGGUAGGAGAGGAAGAGUGCUCUUGUCCCUGAGACCCAGGGCUGUCUGCACACCAGGCCUCGAGAUGAGGGAGCUGAGCCUCCGAGAGGUGCAGUCACUUGCCCGAGGUCCUCCAGCACGUGCGUCCGGGAGGCCAGAGGAAGAGAACCCAGGAAUGUCUGAUGCCAGUGUCAGGCCCUUCGCCCCCCCCCCCACCCCGUGCCGAGUGGUCGCUUAGCGGUCAGCAGCUACGAGUGAUCGGACUAAGGACUCAGGUUGUGAGGUCAGGACAGCUUAAGGGAGGGAAUAAAACCCCUGCUUCUCUUCAACCCGUUGUCCUGGAAGAGCUACCCUUCCUGCAGAGCAAAGGAGGAAGCCAGUCAUUGGGAAGUCCAGCCUGGAUCCCUGAGAGCCGCAGGAAGGAGAUGCGGCUGCUGUUGGCACUCUUGGGGGUCCUGCUGGGUGUACCUGGGGCUCCAACUUUGUCGCUUGAGGCCUCUGAGGAAGUGGAACUGGAGCCCUGCCUGGCUCCCAGCCUGGAGCAGCAAGAGCAGGAGCUGACCAUGGCCCUUGGGCAGCCUGUGCGGCUGUGCUGUGGGAGGGCUGAGCGUGGUGGACACUGGUACAAGGAGGGCAGUCGCUUGGCACCUGCCGGCCGGGUACGGGGCUGGAGGGGCCGCCUGGAGAUUGCCAGCUUCCUACCUGAGGAUGCUGGCCACUAUCUCUGCCUGGCACGAGGCUCCAUGUUUGUCUUGCACAAUCUUACCUUGGUUACAAAUGACUCCUUGACCUCCAGCAGUGAUGAUGAGGACUCCAAAGCCCAUAAUGGGUAUAUUUACCCCCAGCAAGCACCCUAUUGGACACACCCCCAGCGCAUGGAGAAGAAACUACAUGCAGUGCCUGCUGGGAACACUGUCAAGUUCCGCUGUCCAGCUGCAGGUAAUCCCAUGCCCACCAUCCACUGGCUCAAAGAUGGACAGGACUUUCAUGGAGAAAAUCGCAUUGGAGGCAUUCGGCUACGCCACCGGCACUGGAGUCUGGUGAUGGAAAGCGUUGUGCCAUCAGACCGUGGCACAUAUACCUGCCUUGUGGAGAACUCUUUGGGCAGCAUCCGCUACAGCUAUCUACUGGAUGUGCUGGAGCGGUCCCCGCACCGGCCCAUCCUGCAAGCAGGGCUCCCAGCCAACACCACAGCUGUGGUGGGCAGUGACGUGGAGCUGCUGUGCAAGGUGUACAGUGAUGCCCAGCCCCACAUCCAGUGGCUCAAGCACAUCGUCAUCAACGGCAGCAGCUUUGGCGCUGAUGGCUUCCCCUACGUGCAAGUCCUGAAGACUGCAGACAUCAAUAGCUCAGAGGUAGAAGUCCUGUACCUACGGAACGUGUCAGCCGAGGAUGCAGGCGAGUACACCUGCUUGGCAGGCAAUUCCAUCGGCCUCUCCUACCAGUCAGCUUGGCUCACAGUGCUGCCAGAGGAGGACCUUACAUGGACAGCAGUGGCGCCUGAGGCCAGGUACACGGAUAUCAUCCUGUAUGCAUCAGGCUCCCUGGCUUUGGCUGUGCUCCUACUGCUGGCUGGGCUGUAUCGAGGGCAGGCACUCCACAGCCGGCAUCCCCGUCAACCUGCCACAGUGCAGAAGUUGUCCCGCUUCCCUCUGGCCCGGCAGGUACUAUGCCCAUCCCCCACCCCUUGUCCUCGCCUGACUCCAGCAGGCAGAACCAAGUCUCCCACUUUGCAGUUCUCCCUGGAAUCAGGCUCCUCGGGUAAGUCAAGCUCCUCCCUGGUGCGAGGCGUCCGUCUCUCCUCCAGCGGUCCUCCCUUGCUGGCUGGCCUUGUGAGUCUAGACCUACCUCUCGACCCACUGUGGGAGUUCCCCCGGGACAGGUUGGUUCUUGGGAAGCCCCUAGGCGAGGGCUGCUUCGGGCAGGUUGUGUGUGCAGAGGCCUUCGGCAUGGACCCUGCCCGACCUGACCAAGCCAGCACUGUGGCUGUCAAGAUGCUCAAGGAUAAUUCCUCCGACAAGGACUUGGCGGACCUCAUCUCUGAGAUGGAGGUGAUGAAGCUGAUUGGCCGACACAAGAAUAUCAUCAACCUGCUGGGUGUCUGCACCCAAGAAGGGCCCCUGUACGUGAUUGUGGAGUGUGCUGCCAAGGGAAACCUGCGGGAGUUCCUGAGGGCCCGGCGUCCCCCAGGCCCUGACCUCAGCCCUGAUGGACCUCGGAGCAGCGAGGGGCCACUCUCCUUCCCAGCCCUUGUCUCUUGUGCCUACCAGGUGGCCCGAGGCAUGCAGUAUUUGGAGUCACGGAAGUGCAUCCACCGGGACCUGGCUGCCCGCAAUGUGCUGGUGACAGAGGACAAUGUGAUGAAGAUUGCUGACUUUGGGCUGGCCCGAGGCAUCCACCACAUUGACUACUAUAAGAAAACCAGCAAUGGACGCCUGCCUGUCAAGUGGAUGGCGCCUGAGGCCUUAUUUGACCGAGUGUACACACACCAGAGUGACGUGUGGUCUUUUGGGAUCCUGUUGUGGGAGAUCUUCACCCUUGGGGGCUCCCCGUAUCCUGGCAUCCCUGUGGAAGAGCUGUUCUCACUGCUACGGGAAGGACAUCGGAUGGACCGGCCCCCACACUGCCCACCAGAGCUGUAUGGGCUGAUGCGUGAGUGCUGGCAUGCUGCACCCUCUCAGAGACCCACUUUCAAGCAGCUGGUGGAGGCACUGGACAAGGUCCUGCUAGCUGUCUCUGAGGAGUACUUGGAUCUUCGCCUGACCUUUGGACCCUGCUCCCCCUCUGGUGGAGAUGCCAGCAGUACCUGCUCCUCCAGCGAUUCUGUCUUCAGCCAUGACCCCCUGCCACUGGGGCCCAGCUCGUUCCCCUUCUCUGGGGUUCAGACAUGAGCAAGGGCAUGAGGUUGUGUGGGCAGGUAGACUGGAGGCCUUGAGCCUUCUGGCGCAGCCAACACAUGGAGCAAUGACUGACUUUGACAAUCCAGGGCCCCUAAUCUCAGGAUGCUGUCCUAGAUUUCUAAUUCUGCUUUGAGGAGGUCCAUCCUUGGUCCUGGGGUUCUUAGUUAAGCCUUCUUGCUCUGGUCUUGAAUUCCCAAACCAGAGUUCAACCCUGGUCUCAAUGGUGCCAUUGUCCUAAUGGCCUGAAUGUUAGGGUUCUGCUUGGCCUCCUAGGCCCUGGUGCUCAUCCCCAUCUUGGGGGUUUGGCUGGGCUUGGCUGCAGAGCUGCUUUCUUGAAUCUCCCUGUUUCCCAACACCAACCUAGAGGUUUUGGAUCUCUGAACCCCAUUUCCUCAAGCCUCCCCCCCCACACUGCUGCUUAUCACACCCAGCAUCUUGGUGGAAGGAGCCAAUGUGCCCCAGCGAGGCUGGAAGCCUUCCAAAACACAGGAGCAAAUAGCCUUUUAUAAAUUAUUUUUUUGAA
This is a messenger RNA of Nycticebus coucang (slow loris), 3464 nucleotides long. RefSeq names its product fibroblast growth factor receptor 4 (gene FGFR4). Gene Ontology annotation, molecular function: ATP binding; fibroblast growth factor binding; fibroblast growth factor receptor activity. Gene Ontology annotation, cellular component: membrane; signaling receptor complex. Gene Ontology annotation, biological process: positive regulation of ERK1 and ERK2 cascade; multicellular organism development; positive regulation of kinase activity. The coding region runs from base 224 to 2932 and encodes 902 amino acids. NCBI's taxonomy places the organism in Eukaryota, Metazoa, Chordata, Mammalia, Primates, Lorisidae. The record is from RefSeq and is a predicted model, not a curated record. The transcript has 17 exons.